Molecule: messenger RNA, 742 nt
Organism: Medioppia subpectinata
Lineage: Eukaryota; Metazoa; Arthropoda; Arachnida; Sarcoptiformes; Oppiidae
Source: the annotation of a GenBank genome assembly
AUAAAUACACUUUAAAUAACGGAUUAACACAAAAUAAUUCACACAUUCAUUGGCUAUCAUUGAGUCUCACAAUCACUAUCGAGACAUUUCUUGACAAACACUUUAAGCAAAAUGUCAUUUUUAAAGCUAUUUUCGUUCAACAAUUUGCUAAUCCAAUACAUCAUAGCGUUUGCAACGCUAUUAAUCGCCGUAAACAUCAGCCAAUGUCUGGAGGGCCUGAUCACUGCCAUCGGCCGGUGGGCUGUAGUGGCCAUUAUAGCCUGGUUUGGGGCAAAACGCUGGCGCAGACACCAUAACAACCGGCGCCUCACAGCGUAUAAGCGGGCGGUUUUGGUAACAGGCUGUGACAGCGGGUUCGGUAACGCCCUGGCCAUGAAACUUAACGAACACGGCUUCCGUGUGUACGCCACUGUGUUGGACACGGAGGGGGAGGGGGCGCGCAAUCUGUUGACCCGACAAAGGUUUGACGGCCAGACCCGUGUCGUACGUAUGGAUGUGACCAGCGAUCAGGAAGUAAACAAAGUGUAUGAAACAGUGGCUAAAGAGUUGGUGGACAACGGGGAACAGCUGUGGGCAGUGGUCAACAACGCCGGUAUACUAACGCUCGGACCCCUCGACUGGGGAACAGUAGAUACCUAUAAGCGGAUCCAUGAGGUGAACACGUUUGGUAUGGUUCGGGUGACCAGAGUUUUUCUGCCACUUAUUAGACAAUCCAAAGGUUUGUGUGUUUGACUUAUGACAA